Molecule: messenger RNA, 3515 nt
Organism: Xyrauchen texanus (razorback sucker)
Lineage: Eukaryota; Metazoa; Chordata; Actinopteri; Cypriniformes; Catostomidae
Gene: paox
Product: polyamine oxidase
Exons: 7
Coding region: 1915-3174 (419 amino acids)
Molecular function (GO): polyamine oxidase activity
Source: RefSeq, a predicted model, not a curated record
ACUGGUAACUAUUUUAGUCGUCCUUUAUUCGUUCAUCGUAGUCCUAUUCUCCCGCUACUAUUUCCUGUGACAGACCGUUUUGCCAACACGUUAGAAUAUUGUAUUUGUUUAUUAUGAAUCUUAUGAUCUGUAUAAAUCGUUAUUUCUACGGUGUUUUGCACCUUGCGUGUUUUGGUUGCAACUGACACUUAGAGACUGUUAUGCCGCGUUUCCGCCUCAUGUAGCAGCGUAAAUUUAGAUUUUUUAUUUUUUUGCUGAUGGUCUAGUAUGAUUAUGACUGUAUGACAUCUGAACAUCAGAAAAAUUUUCAAUAAUUGAAUGAACAAAUUGCCAACAUUAAUAAAGAGUUUGUUUGUUAUUAGUGCAUACAUGCUCUGUAGGCUUACAGUAGGUCUAAAUAUUGACAUUAAUGCAGGCCAAUAUCAAAAGAUCAGAAAAACUGAUUUCAAUAUUUGAUGAAAUAGUUUGUCAUGUUGGUAUGCAAUAUGUUAAUAUAGCUAAUGUGUUACUGUUUGUGACUGCAGACUACCAGACAAUAACUAUUUGUUCAAACUUCAAAAGGUGAGGGUCGAUUAAUUUUAUACUCCGGUAACCUGUCAAAGUUCUGUAGGGUUUGUUGUGAACUUUCUACACACGAGCAGUGGGUAUGUAAAAAUGAGGAUGUGUUGUUAUUUAUUUAUAAAUAUAUUUAUAGUCAUAGAGAACACUUUCCCUCAAAUUCUUGUUUCCCUCCUCAGAUUGGAUGCAGCACUUUUGAACUGUGAUUUCACUGGCAUUGUGUUGGCCAGUCACCCAUGGAUCAGGAUUUCAAUUGCCCUGCCUGCCUGUAGCAGUGUUUUUAAAUUCUGUGAAAUGUGUCACAUCUGUGUGCAGUCUUUUUGUGAACAGUUUUGUGGUAAAGGAGCUUGAUUAAAAUGGUUUCAGCAGAUUAUCACUUUGCCUAUUUACAAAAGUGUUUCAUGCUAAGAGGCUGCAUUGGAUAGUUUUAGAUGACAUACCACACAAUGCUAUUCCUAUUGCAUAAAAAUUACUGACCAUGACAAGGUGUUUUAAUUGGCUUUAAUUGAGCAAGACGUUUUUAAUUCAUAUGAUUUUGGCCUGCACUAAUGUCACAAUUUAGACCUAAGCCUACUGAGCAUUUCCACACUAAUAACAAACAAACGUUACGGCUUUAUUAAUUUUGGCAGUUUGUUCACUCAAUUACAGAUUUAUUUUAUGAUGUCACAUAAUAUUUGUGUGCAGCGUUUCGACAAAACAAAAAAAAAAUUAAAGCUAACAAUACCACUUAUUUUAAUCUGUACAAGGAUGCCAACAUUACGUUUUAAGUUUACAUUUAAUGGAGAAUGAAAUGUCAGGAGCAUUAUUUUCGAAAUCAACAAAUCUGCGGUUGGCCGUUCACAUCAGGAGUAACAAGGAAGAAGGUCACUAGUUGACAUGAUCACUGGGGGGCCCUGCUCUAUGCAUAGCAUCCUCACACCUGGUGCUGAGUCCCCAUUGGCUGAUCUAGCGUGAUUAGCGCAUGGACAAGACCCAGAUUGUUUGGAGGGGGCAGCUAUGUUCCUUCUUUACAUUGGCUUCUUGUAAAUGAAUGAAUUGAUUUUAACAUUUCUGUCUAUGUGUACAAGGCUUUAUCUGGUGUCACACUGAAGUACAUCAGUGACCUUUUGAUUCUUUACUCUCCCCAAAGUGUACUUGGGUCGUGUAAUAAACUUCUCUUAUCUGUCCCUCGUUGUCGCUGUUUAACUAAGGGUGGUUGGGCCUUCUCCACUGCGGCUCCCAAACUUUGGAACAGCCUGUCCUUUCACGUGAGGUGAUAACAUUGUAGAGAUCGGUGCUAACUGGAUCCAUGGCCCAUCAAAGGAGAACCCAGUGUUUCGCUUGGCCUGUGACUACCAACUCCUUGACAAAGAGUCAAUGUCUGAAGAAAACCAGGUGAUUGACAUUGGUGGACAUCCACUAUUUGUUCCCAACUGGUUUACCAGUUCAGGUCGGAAACUGGGGCCUGAAACGAUGGCGCCAGCAGUGGAGUUUUUCAUGAAAUUACUGGAAAGAAGUCAGCAGUUCUAUGAAAGUGGUGGAGAGCCUGUACCAAGUGUUGGAGAGUUUCUCAAGGCUGAAGCAGAACGGACGGCCGCAGAGGAGUGGAAGGAAGACCAGGCUAACAUAGAGAUACGAAUGGCCAUGAUAAACACACUGCUAAAGGUGGAGUGCUGUGUCAGUGGAACACACACAAUGGAUGAUGUGGGCCUGGGAGCCUUUGGCAUGUAUAAGACUCUUCCAGGACUGGACUGCACUUUCCCAGGGGGUUAUGAAGGUUUAAUUGAUCACAUGAUGAAGGAACUUCCCAAGGACAUAGUCUUGUACAAUAAGCCAGUGAAGUGUAUUCACUGGAACUACACAAAAAAUGGACCAGACACUAAAGGAACGUCAUUCCCUGUUACGAUUGAAUGUCUUGAUGGAAAGACAUUUGCAGCAGACCAUGUCAUUGUCACAGUUCCAUUGGGAUACCUGAAGAAGCACCAGGACACUUUUCUGAGCCCUUCUCUUCCACAGCAGAAACUGCACUCCAUUCAGAGAAUGGGCUUUGGGACCAACAACAAGAUCUUUCUGGAGUUUGAGCAGCCUUUCUGGGAGGAAGACUGUGAAUUGAUCUACCUUGUAUGGGAGGAUGAGACUGAUCUUGCAGAUGUUGUUUCUGAUGUAAAGAUGUCCUGGAUUAGAAAGUUGUUUGGGUUCAAUGUGCUGAAGCCCGCUGAGAGAUUUGGAAACGUCCUCUGUGGUUGGAUAGCGGGGCAUGAAUCUGAAUACAUGGAAACUCUUUCUGAAUCUGAAGUGUUGCAAAGUGUCACACAGCUCCUUCGCAAAUUUACAGGAAAUCCAACUAUUGCACCAAGAAAGCUCCUGAGGUCACAAUGGUUCCAUGAUCCUUAUUCCUUUGGAUCAUACACCUAUGUGGCCAAAGGUUGUUCAGGAUAUGACAUAGAUAACCUUGCUAAACCCCUACCUUUGAAAGACUCAAAUGCUAUGCCUUUGCAGGUGUUAUUUGCAGGAGAGGCCACACACAGGUCUUUCUUCUCUACAGUGCAUGGAGCAUUGUUAACUGGCUGGAGAGAAGCAGAGCGUCUUGUAUCUCUCUACACUCCUGCAUCAGGGUCACUUUCAUCUAAGCUGUGAAUAUGGCCGUGUUUUUCUAAAAAAGCUGAAAACCUUGACACCAGUGAUAAUUAUUAGAUCCAAUGGGAUCUAAUCCAAAUCAAAUCCACUCCAAAAAAUCUGAUUGUAAUGACUGUGAAUUACUUACAAUAUGUUGUGUAAACUGUUGGAAUGUUGGUAUAAACUAACAAGUGUGAUCUAAACUAAUCAGUUUUUUUCAGUUUGACAAGACUAAAGCAUCAAAUAUAUGUAAAUUCUCAUAAUGGAAUGGACAUAUGAACACAGGGUUAUGCAUAUGUUAUUUCUGUAGUCAUUUAAAGGUGCCCUUAAGUAAUCUUUAUCCUCAAUAAAAACGUUAUUCU